AUGGACAUCUUUACGCCUAGUCCUCUUAGUACACAAAUAGAGGCCAUAUUCCCGUGUUCACCCAUCCAGCAAGGAAUGCUCUUCAGUCAAAUACGAGCCUCUGGAUGCUAUGAAACGUUCAGCAUCUGGGAGGCAACAGCAAUCGGGUCAACGGUGAACACUGAACGAGUGUGUCGAGCAUGGCAAGACGUUGUACAACGACAUGCCGCCCUGAGAACGAUCUUCAUGGAAAAUCAAGACGGAGAAUACAUUCAGAUUGUACUUACAACCGUUACUCCGACGGUUGAGAUAAUUGAAACCGAGCUGGUAGAUGAGGUCAAGAUCAGGGAAAUGCUAGUGGCUUUGGAUGGCAUCUCAUUCAACCCCCAUCGCCUCUCACAUAAGCUGACAAUAUGCAAAGCACCUGGGCAGAAGGUCUUCUGCAAGUUGGAAAUGAACCAUAUCAUCAUCGAUGGGUCUUCAGUUGCUAUCCUAGCGACUGACCUUCGACGGGCAUAUGACAGUGUUCUAGACAAGACAUCCCGACCUUUGUACAGCGAUUAUAUCUCUUAUAUUCAGCUCCAAAAUGUUGAAGACAGUCUCGGGUUCUGGGUGAAACAACUGAACGAUGUCCGUCCUUGCCAUUUCCCACAGCUGGCGGAUGGCCCCGACAGUCACGAGGCGACCACGCCAGAGCUCUUGUCCCAAGAAGUUGUCCUUGAUAUCUCAUUCGAUGCCAUCACAUCCUUUUGCUCGCGAACCGGUAUCACAAUCUCCAACUUGUUCCAGGUCGCCUGGGGCCUGGUAUUACGAGCCUUCACUGGUUCAGAUCAAGUCUGCUUUGGGUAUCUGACCUCGGGACGCGAUGCGCCUAUCAACGAUAUUGCAGACAUUGUUGGCCCUCUGAUCAACAUGCUGGUCUGUUCUUUGAAUAUGACCGAGUCAGAGAGCUCCAUCGAAAGCUUGCUGCAACAAGUGCAGCAAGACUUCUUGGAUAGUCUGCCGCACCAACAUUGCUCACUCGCACAGAUUCAACAUGCUCUACCCGGCGCCUCCAGGGAUCUCUUCAACACAAUUCUCUCUCUACAAAGGUCAUCUCCACCGGCAUCGUCGGAUUACACGUUGUCCCUGGGAAACGUUAUCGGAUAUGACCCUACUGAGGUAACGAUCGAAACAUGGAACACUCGAAUGUCGAAAAGCCAGCUCGCGAGUGUUGCCAGCACCCUGUCCCAGGCAGUUAAUGUCAUUGUUAAAAGCAGUCACGGAUCGGUCCAAGGGGCAGACCUGUUUAGCGAGCACGACAGAAAUCAACUAAUAGUAUGGGAUGGCGAAGAACCCGAAUUGGUGGAUUCGUGUAUUCACGAACUUAUCAUGGCAAGGACGCGAGCAACUCCAGAAGCCAUAGCCGUUUGUGCCUGGGACUACGGAGACCUUUCCUACUCCAAACUAGAUGAGCUAUCCACAAAGCUAGCCCUUCAUCUGGUUGCCCUCGGAGUUGGGCCUGAGGUGAUCGUUCCAUAUUGUUUGUCCAAGUCGGUCUGGGCCAUUGUCACUAUCAUUGGAAUUCUGAAAGCCGGGGGCGCUUGUACCGCCUUGGAUCCCGAAUAUCCUCAAUCAAGAUUGGAAAGUUUGAUCAAAGAAACUGGAGCUCGGGUCGUUCUCACCUCUCCGUCUCAUUCAAGACUCUUUGAGGCCCUAGUUCCUCAUGUGGUUGUUGUCGAUGAGGCUGCUUUCGAGAUUUGCGGCACUAAUUCCCCCUUCCCAGUAUCGCGAGUGACACCCAAAAACACAGCUUUCGUCGUUUUUACAUCUGGCUCUACCGGUGUUCCUAAGGGCGUGGUGCUCGAGCAUCGUGGCUUCGCCACUAGUUUCCGAGCUGGCGCAAUUCGCAUGGGAAUUUCAUCCACGACCAGAUCCUAUCAGUUCUCCAACUUUACCUUUGAUCUGUCUAUCGAGGACAUCAUCUCACCACUGAUCGCCGGUGGCACUGUUUGCGUUCCAUCGGAGUCAGACCGCGUCAACGAUCUGGCCCAUUCCAUUCGAAAGUUGGAGGCUAAUUGGGCCAAUCUCACCCCUUCAGUUGCUGCUUUGCUAAAUCCUGAGGAUGUUCCUUCUCUCAGGACACUUGUCCUCGGAGGGGAGGCCCUCCGUCAGGAUAUCGUUGACAAAUGGGCGAGACAUGUCGUCCUUCUCAAUGGCUAUGGUCCAUCCGAGAGCUCGGUGACUUGCGCUGUGAGCCCUCCUAUUCAGCCGGGUGCCGAUCCAAAGAACAUCGGCAACGGAACUGCUUGCCACCUAUGGGUGGUUGAUGGUAAUGACCACCACCGACUGGCACCCAUUGGUACGGUGGGUGAAUUGCUCAUUGAGGGACCAACUCUUGCUCGUGGUUAUCUACAUGAUGCCCUAAAGACUGCUUCUUCAUUUAUCGAAGAUCCAGCCUGGGUAAUGAACUUUGACAGCAAGAAUGCACCCCGUCGGAUGUAUAAAACGGGUGACCUGGUUCGGUAUGCCGUUGAUGGAUCAAUUGUGUUCGUUGGGCGCAAGGAUACUCAGAUCAAGCUCCACGGGCAACGUAUCGAAUUGGGUGAGAUCGAAUUCCAUCUGACAUCCAGCAACGCAGUUGAGGAAGGUGUGAUCAUCUUCCCCAACAGUGGUUUGUGCAAAGACCGUCUCGUUGCAGUGUUCGCGCUGUGUGUAGCAGAACCCUCAGCUCGAGGUAGCGGUGACCUAUCUCUUGUUUUGCAUGAAAACAAAAGCCUUGCCGCCGAAAAGGUUGCCAGCAUCGAGGAAGAAUUGUCUACUCGUCUCCCCAGACACAUGGUUCCAUCAGUGUGGGCGUUGGUCACAUCUCUGCCAAAACUAUCUUCGACAAAAAUAGACAGAAAGACCAUCCAGCUCUGGGUUACGGACAUGAGUUCGGACAUCUAUCAGCAGAUAGAAAGUCUUGCUGAUGAGACCACCAACCAGGAGCCGUCCACCGCGAUGGAGAAGAAGUUCCAGGUUAUCUGCGGUGAGAUUCUAAACAAACCAGCCAAGGGGGUUGGGCUGCACAAAUCAUUCCUUCAAGCAGGAGGAGACUCCAUCAGCGCCAUGGCAUUUGUGGCACGCUGUCGCAAGGAGGGUAUUCCAAUCGACAUCCAAAACCUCCUUCGGAGCAGAAGCUUGGCGGAAACAGCUUCGAAAUCGCAGGAGGUGACAGAGAGCAAGUCAUGUGCUGACGUGAUGACCGAUGCGCCGUUCGAUCUCUCUCCAAUGCAGCGCAUGUACUUUUCUUGGGUCCCUCACGGAUUCAAUCAUUAUAACCAGAGCGUCCAUCUGUCAUUGACACGAAAGGUGGACACAUCGGCCCUCCGUGAUGCGCUAGCGCAACUGGUGAGAAAGCAUGCAAUGCUGAGAGCGCGCUUCAUAAAUUCCGAUGGUUGGAGGCAGACAAUCCUUUGGGACGUCGAAAAUACCUAUCGAUUCAAUGUUCAGGACGCGAAAAAACUUGAAGUUCCGAUCAUGAUUCAAGAGAGUCAAAGCAGCUUGGAUAUCGUCAACGGUCCAGUAUUCUCAGUGGACCUGUUCAACAUUGAGAAUGCCGAGCAACAGCUGUUCCUUGUGGCGCAUCAUCUAGUCGUAGAUCUGCUCUCCUGGGAUAUCAUCCUUCGGGACCUAGAGGAUGUCCUGCAAUCGGGCACUGCCUUGGCGCCAUCUCUGUCGUUCCAGGCUUGGUGCAGGCUGCAGAAUGAGUAUAUAUCCAAGCAAGUUCAUCCUGGAAGCGCAUCGCCAUUCACUGUCACACCUUCCGACCCCGGCUUUUGGGGAAUGCAGAGCACAGCAAACUCAGUGGGCGACUCCCAGCACAUUUCCUUUACCCUGGCCCCUGAACUCACAAAGAAACUUUUGGGGGAGGUCUGUCAUCGGGCUCUGCGUACAGAGCCAGUCGAUAUCAUGUUAUCUACGAUCAGUCACGCGUUUUUGCAAGUGUUCCGACGGUCACUGCCCGCCAUUUAUAUCGAGGGACACGGUAGAGAAUCAUGGGAUGCAGGAAUCGAUCUCUCAAGCACCGUUGGAUGGUUCACCACAAUUUGCCCGAUUCAGACCAACGCCAACGAGUCUAACGGUCUGAUUGAUAUUCUGCGACAGAUCAAGGAUGUUCGACGCAGAAUCCCUCAGGGUGGGCGGAGCUAUUUUGCACAACGUUUCAGAGAUGGAAGUGAAGACCAACGCGCAGUCAUGGAGAUGAAGUUCAAUUAUACGGGUCUGUAUAAGCAACUUAACCAUGUUGAUUCUUUGUUCCAGUCGAUCCAACGCCAGAAUAUACAUGACAGCGGAAAGGACAUGCCGCGGGAUUCUCUCUUUGAUAUCCUAGUGGCUCCGGGUGGAUCACAGACCCUCGAGUUCGUCUUUACGUUCCCUCGGCAUAUUCUCCAUCAAGAAAAGAUCAAACUCUGGGUCGAGCAAUGCGAACUUUCGCUCAAAGCGACUCUGCAUCAAUUGGAACACCAUGAAUCUCAAACCACAUUAAGCGAUUUCCCACUGCUUUCACUGACCUCAUACGAAGAUUUGGAUACUUUGAUCCAUGAUCGGCUAUCCAAGGUGGGAGUCAUGGACAUUGAUGAUGUGGAGGAUAUAUAUCCUCUCUCGGCUGUGCAACAGGGUAUCCUGCUCAGUCAGAUCAGGUCCCCUGGAUACUAUGAAACAUUCACCGUCUUUGAGGUCAAGGCGUCAGGCUCAGUUGACGUCCAGCAAUUGGCUACCGCUUGGCAGCACACCGUUAAUCACCACCCUUGUCUACGGACGGUCUUCGUCGAGAGCAUCUCGGACAGUAAUCCAUACUACCAGGCAGUCCUCAAGCAGCUAUCAGCCAACAUUCAAUUCAUCGAAUGCGACGAUCGUUCGGUUCCGGUAAACAUAUUCCAGCAGUCGACAAUUCAUGAUGAUUCAAAGACAGUCAAUAUAGCCCGCGGCGAACAUCGGGUUACUAUUUACUCGACUGUACAGGGCCGAACGUUUGUCAAGUUAGAGAUGAGCCACGCGUUGACCGAUGCCGCAUCCGGUAGUAUCAUUCUUCGUGAUUUCUGUGCUGCAUAUGAUCACCAAUUGCUACCAUCAACGAAGCCACUGUAUAGCUCUUACAUUGCGUACCUUCAGGCUCGAUCGCUGGACGAGAGUCUCGCGUACUGGACAUCCCGCCUAGCUAAUGCGGAAGCCUGCUUCUUCCCAACACUGAAGAACAGCGGAGAUAACGACCUAUGUGAAAUUGAUGUGGAAAUGCCAGUGACAUUCGCUUGUAUGCGCGAAUAUUGUUCGAAGAUAGGCAUCGCGAUGUCCAAUCUCUUCCAAGUGGCAUGGGCACUAGUGCUUCGAGCAUACACUGGCUCUGACCAUGUUACUUUUGGAUAUCUGACAUCAGGACGAGAUGUCCCCGUAGAGGAGGUCGAGGAAAUUGUCGGGGUUUUCAUUAAUAUGCUGGUCUGCAGCAUAGAGCUAACACCCUCGGGUACGGUGCAAGCUGCAUUGGAGACAGUUCAAACCGACUUCAUUCAAAGCCUAUCGCAUCAGCAUGUUUCGCUGGCUCAGAUUCAACACGCUCUAGGAGCACAGGGUUCACUCUUCAACACGAUCAUGUCAAUUCAGCGACGGGCAUCAGCGAGCUCCAACUCUUCUCUCAUCCUGGAAGAGAUCACCGGCUCGGACCCUACUGAAUAUGGUAUUACAGUCCAUGUGACAAUUCACGACGACCGUGCAGUGGCGAGCCUCGCGUAUCGGUCCUCGCUACUAUCGUCCGCACAUGCUAUCAAUGUAGCAUCGGCGUUUUCCCAUGCACUGAAAUCUGUUGUAGAUCAGCCACCUACUACAUAUAUAGGAGGCAUCUCCCUCUUCAGCGAUCAUCACCGCCAAACGGCAAUCAGCCGAAACACAUUGCUACCGGACUUAUUGGACGGAUGCGUUCAUGAUCUAGUAAUGGAAAUGGUGCAUCUCCAACCGAGCAGCGUCGCUCUACGGUCAUGGGAUCAUAGCGAUCUCACUUAUGACGCCCUCAACACCCUGUCGACCCGUUUAGCAAAUUACCUCAUACAUCUCGGUGUGCGUCCCGGUACAUUUGUGCCACUUUGUUUCGAAAAGUCCGCUUGGGCUGUUGUUGCAAUGCUCGCCGUGAUGAAAGCGGGAGGCGCUUAUGUUGCUGUGGCACCACUCCAUUCUGCGGACCGAAAGGCUCAUAUUAUCUCUGCCACAUCUGCAACGCUCAUCCUCACUGGAAAAAAGCAGAGCAACAUGUUCGAUGAUAUGGUUGGCACAAUCUUCCCCGUCACUGCCGAGACCGUCCAGCAGUUAGAUUAUGUGUCCACAAAAAUAAACACAAAGGUUCACUCCUCGGAUCCAGUGAGUCUGGUCUUCACGAGUGGCACGACAGGAACACCAAAAGGUAUCGUUGUCGAACAUGGCGCAUUUGUGACCAGCUCUCUCGCCCAUGCCAAAGUUCUCGGUAUGGGCAAGAACUCUGUUGUCGGUCAAUUCUCCAGCUUCGUCUUCGACGUUAGUAUGUCCGAGAUCUGGAUGACGCUGAUGCAUGGUGGAACGGUUUGCAUGCCAUCUGAGGACGAGCGCAUGGGCGAUCUGGCUGGGUUUAUCAAUUCCAAUCAGGUUAACUGGAUCUGCCUGACGCCAACUGUUGCAACUAUUCUGCAACCUGAGAGUGUGCCCACGCUCCAAACAUUGGUCCUUACGGGCGAGCGUGCAACCGCUCAUAAUUAUCAGAUCUGGUCCGAACGGGUGAAACUCUUCAAUGCAUAUGGCCCAGCUGAGUGUGGUGUCUGGGCAUCAAUUAACGCUGUUCAAUCAGUGGAUACAGAUGCAUCAUGCAUCGGAAUGUCAACCGAUGCAUCCUUACUGUGGGUCGUGGAUCCCCGUGAUCCAUCACAGCUAGUUCCACUUGGAGCGGUCGGCGAGCUUGUCAUCGAGGGACCCCUUGUGUCUCGAGGAUACUUGAAUGAUGACGAGAAAUCCAAUUCCGUCUUCCUGACAGAUCCUGCGUGGACAAAUGCUCUCAACCUAUCGGUUUCUUCAACUACUCCCGGAAUGAGGAGACGGAUGUAUCGAACGGGUGAUCUGGUUCGCUCCAAUGUUGACGGAUCGAUUACGUUGAUCGGCCGUGUGGGGGGUGAUACUCAAGUCAAGCUGCGGGGACAACGGAUUGAACUAGGUGAAAUUGAGCACCAGGUUCGAUCUAGUCUGCCCAUCAUUCGGAAUGCAAUCGUCGAACAGGUGUCGGUCCAAGAGGAUCCAAAUAUCAAAAUGCUUGUGGCUUUCAUCUCCCUAGCAGAUGGUGUUGAAACAACAACCGAGGGCGACAGAAACAGCAUCUUGAAGAUGUCAGCUCGUCUCAAAUCUAGCUUCUUGGAGUUAGCAACAUUGCUGGCCAAGUCCCUUGCAACCUAUAUGGUCCCAUCGAUGUAUAUCCCAGUGGGGGAAAUGCCAACGUCGCUUUCUGGUAAAGUGGACCGGAAGCGGCUGCGAAAGCUGACGGAAGGGUUCACACCAGCUCAAGUGGCUCAAUACUCCCUCGCGGAAGAACUCAAACAAGCUCCAACGACAGACAUGGAGAAGAAGCUGCAGGCUCUUUGGGCUGAUGUCCUUCAUAUCCCUAUUUCCUCCAUUGGUGCCAACGAUCACUUCUUCCGCCUCGGAGCUAAUUCCAUCAGCGCCAUGUAUCUCGUCCCAAUGGCGCGGGAGGCAGGUAUCUUGUUAACCAUCACGAACAUCUUCCAGUCCCCACAGCUGGAUGAAUUAGCCAAGCUGGCGGUCUUUGCAGAAAGGCAGGUCGUGAAAGACCUUGAGCCUUUUACAUUGAUCAAAGGGGCCGAUGCCGUGGACGAUCUGCUGGUCUUGCUAGAAUCUCAGUAUCACAUCCCUAAACAGUCCGUCCAAGACGCUUUUCCGACAAGCCCACUGCAGGAAGCAUUGUUCUCCCUGUCAGUCAGACAUAAUGGCACCUACGUGGCUCAGAAUAUCUUCAAGCUCCCUCCUCAUCUGGACUUGGAUCGAUUCCGUCAGGCAUGGCAGAUUGUGGCAGACCGUAAUUCCAUCUUGCGGUCACGAAUCGUCCAUACUAGCCGUUGGGGAUCUUUAUCAGUCGUCCUCCAAGAGAAUCUCUUGUGGAAAUCUACUAGCUCGCUUGAAGAAUAUCUGGCGAAGGACCGAAAUGUACCGAUAGAGCACGGGAAAUCCCUUUCUCGGUACGCCAUUGCCGGUGAAUACUUUGUGUGGACUAUCGCCCACUCCUUAUACGAUGGAUGGAGCAGAUUCCUCAUCAUGAAAGAGGUGCAGCAAGUUUAUCAAGGAGUGAGCCUCGGUGCCUCUCCGCCUUCAUUCAGUAACUUCAUCCAAUAUCUUACUGAGACAACCCCAGACGAGGCCCGGAACUUCUGGGUAUCUCAAUUGUCGAAUGAUGCUGUAUCUGGCUUCCUUCCACUGCCGACGCCCUCCUAUCAGCCCAUCUCCGAUGGACUGCUCAAGCACGAGAUGGCCUUCACGGAAUCUUCGCAGACUGAUUUCAAAACAUCGACCAUGAUCCGUGCCGCCUGGGCGAUUGUCCUCGCCCGCUACUGCAACUCGGAGUCCGUCGUCUUUGGGGCUACUCUGACGGGACGCAAUGCCAAUGUCCCUGGCAUUACAGACAUGACAGGGCCAACCAUCACCACUGUACCCAUUCAGGCAACUAUUCAGCCCGGCAACUCUGUAUCACAGCUGUUAGGAGAGCUCUACGAUCAAGAGAUUUCCAUGAUACCCUUUGAGCACACUGGUCUCCAAAAGAUCAAGCAAUUCAGCCCUGCAUGUGCCAACGCCUGCGAAUUCCAAAGCCUGCUGGUUGUUCAUGUCACUGAAUACAGUGAUCCCAACGCGCAGGCAGCCGACUCGGAGUUCUGGCAGAUGGCAGAUGGCACAGCAAUGGAUACAAGAUUCUUGACAUAUCCAUUGGCCCUUGAGUGCUUCAUCAGUGCUGGCAAGGUCACGCUCGAGUUGCAGUAUGAUAAGCAGAUGGUGACCGAAGCGCAGGUCCAGCGUAUUCUUCAUCACUUCCAGCAUGUCUUGCAUCAGGUCAAUUCUGCAUCAGACGAUGGCACGCUGGCAGAGGUGGACUUGUUCACUGAACGGGAUAUGGCAGAAAUUCUAAUGUGGAACAAGCUUAAAGCUCCUCCCAGAGAUUACCAGAAAUGCGUACAUAACGCUGUGGAGCGCAUUGUUGCCACCAACCCCAAGGAUCUCGCUGUCAGCUCCUGGGAUGAGAGUUUCACUUACGACGAACUGGACAACUUUUCCACUCGGCUGGCUCAGCAUCUCCAGAGCAUGGGUGUUGGCCCCGAGGUCCUCGUGCCUGUGUGCUUCUCCAAGUCCGCAUGGGCAGUUGUCGCACAGCUGGGAAUCCUCAAAGCGGGCGGUGCAGUAUACGCAAUUGAUCCUUCAUUCCCGAUAACUCGAAUUGCAGGCAUCAUCGAGGAUGCAAGAUCGACAAUUCUCUUGGCCGGUACUACCCAUAUCGAGUAUCUGACAGGAACAGUUCCCAUCAUCGUUAGUGUCGGUCCAUCCCUUUUCACAUCCUUACCUCCUGUAAAUAGAUCGCUUGUAUCUGUCGUCCAGCCACACAAUACAGCCUUUGUUGUCUUUACCAGCGGCUCAACUGGAACGCCCAAGGGUAUUCUGCUCUCGCAUUCUGCAAUCUGUGAAAGCAUGCGGUCCCACGGGGAGGUAUUCCAACUCGGACGUGAAUCACGCGUAAUGCAGUUUGCUGCGUUCACUUUUGAUGUUUCUAUUCAUGACAUUUUCACAACUCUGACACACGGGGGAGUCGUCUGCAUGCCAUCGGAUCACGAGCGUAUGAAUGAUCUGAGUGGUUUCAUGAACAAGAUGGCUGUCAAUCACACAUGCCUGACUCCAACGGUAUCCAUGCUCUUGUCGGAUGUGCCAUCCUUGAAGACAUUGGCCCUAGUCGGCGAGAUAACGACCCCCGAAGCCAUCGACAAGUGGGUGGACCGCACAAAGCUGCUUGCGAUGUACGGUCCCGCAGAAACCUCCAUCCAUGCUGCCUAUCACCACGUCACUGAGCGAUCGAACAAUCCGACUAACUUCGGGCGCGCCAUUGGAAGCAUCAUGUGGAUUGUGGAUCCCAAUAACCACAAUAAGCUCGCUCCAAUUGGAUGCGUGGGUGAAGUAGUGAUCCAAGGUCCGAUACUGGCACAGGGUUACUUGAAUAACCCAGACAAAACCUCCGAUGCAUUCAUCCAAAGUCCUGAAUGGUUGAGCGCAGAGUAUUGUCAUGAGGGCUGGACCACACGAAUCUACAAGUCGGGAGAUCUGGCGAGAUAUAACUCUGACGGGACGAUGAGUUUCUUCAAGAGAAAGGAUACGCAGGUCAAGGUUCGUGGGCAGCGCGUCGAACUGGGAGAUAUUGAGCACCACUUCUUGCAGCGCGCCCCAAGCUCAUGGCGAGUGGUAGUGGACUUGAUCACUCCGGCUGGCCACGAACACGAUCCUAUCUUGGCUGCCUUCUUUACCAUCCAGUCUCGGGACUCUCAGGGUAUCUCGGAAACUGUAGUUGUUCAAAUGAGCGACGAGGUGCAAUCCGUUCUGUUGAAGGUGAAGAUUGGGAUGGAAGAAGCUCUGCCUUCUUACAUGCUGCCUGGAACAUUUGUUUUGAUAAGCUCAAUCCCUAUCACUCUCUCUGCGAAACUUGAUAGACGGCGACUGCGUCAACUGGGAGCUGAUCUCACACUCAAUCAGCUUACAUCAUUUUCUCUGCGGGAUACAGCACAGCAAGCACCUUCGACAAACAUGGAAAAGACCUUGCAAAGGCUUUGGUCCGAGGUCUUAAAUUUGCCGACCAAUCAAAUCAGUGCCGGCGACCAUUUCUUGCGACUAGGAGGGGACAGUAUCACUGCCAUGCGACUCGCUGGCGCAGCUAGAACCCACAACAUUAAUCUUCUCGUCUCGGAUAUUUUCCGAACUCCCAAGCUAUCGGAUAUGAGUCUCGCUGCCACCGAACUUAUUCAUUCAAAAGCACUCAAUUCCCCCAGCUUUGCCUCCAUCACCGAGGAGAUGCAGAGCGCGAUCAGGUCUCAGAUAUCCAUUUACUCGGACAUGGUUGAAGACAUCGUCGAGGCCAGUGACUAUCAAGCCUGGGCCAUGGCGGCAGGCCACUUAAAACAACGUGGCUACCUCAAUUACUUCAGUUUCCGAUUCGAUGGCUCAAUUGAUGCUGUGCAAUUAGAGCAGGCAUGCCAUACUCUCGUUCACCAUCACCCUAUCCUACGAACAGUCUUCGCCGUUUAUCGCCAGAAGACAUACCAGGUUGUUCUCAAGCAUAUCCAACUCGAGUUCAAGCACGACAACUGCACUCAAGAGGAGUACGAUGAGGAGUUUGGUUCCGGUGCAUCCCGAGACUUCAUUGCACAGGACAUGGCCCGUGAUGUGAAUCUUGGUAUGCCACUUGUGCAAUUCAAACUUUUAAAGUACGGUGCGGAGCGGCAUCGGUUGGUGAUGCGUAUCUCUCAUGCCCAGUACGACGGCAUCGCUGUGCCAAUCCUCAUUCGCGACCUCAAAGCAGCAUAUCUGAAGGCUCCCCUGACUUCUGCCCCAACUUUCUCCUCUUUUGUCCGACACACUCAGAUCACUCAUGGUAGUGAAAGUGAGGCCUUCUGGCGUGACCUCCUUCAGGGGUCUCGCAUGACUCACGUUCUAGCCCGUCCCACACCCACCUACCGAAACCCGAUCAACGACUCCGUUUCGAUGAACGUCCACUCACCCUCCCUCGGCACCCAUGGGCUCACAUUUGCAACGGUAUUCAAGGCUGCGUGGGCAUUAGUUCUCUCCCGGUUGUCUAACAACCGCGACGUCACAUUUGGCCAUGUCAUCUCAGGCCGCAACGAUACAUCCAUUCCUCAGGUCCAGAACCUCGCUGGUCCGUGUCUCAACAUCGUCCCUGUGCGGGUGCAGUUCCCUCAUACCUCAGACUGGAACGGCAUGGAUCUCUUAAGUCAUAUUCAGAACCAGCACCUAUCUAUGAUUCCGCACGAGAACUACGGGUUCCGUCGCAUCAUCGAGACGUGCACCUCGUGGCCAAGAUGGGAGCGCUUCAGCUCGGUCAUUCAGCACCAAAAUCUCGAUGAUGAGAUCGAGCAAUUCUCUUUCGGCAAUGCCAACUGCUCCGUCGAGUGGUUCACUCCACCGCAUGACCUUGCUGACCUCUGGAUCUGGUCGUUCCCGAUCGGAUACAAUGACUACUGUAUCCAGCUGACUUAUAGCGACAAUGUUCUUUCAAAGGAUGUCGCUGAUUCUUUGCUAUGCGCCUUGGGCGAGACGGUGGAGAGUCUUUCGAAGGGCUUACAAGCGAAGGUCGCUUCACUCACCAGUGACAAAUGCUCCCUCAGUCUUCCAAUCUCACUUUCUACUGAUAUAUCCUCCUCAUCGCCAUGCAUAGAGGUGAUGGGCCAGGACGUCAAUGGCAUCGUCGCAGAGGUGUGGAAGACCGCAUUCGGCGAACUACCAGGCGAGACGAGAUCCGUUGACACGGCCUACUAUGAGGUCUGGGGUGAUCCGAUGGCCCCAGUACAGAUCUCCACCUUGUUUAACCAGCAUGGUGUCAAUGUGACAGUCGAUGAGGUUGUGGAGCACCCGACUAUGCGUCUGCAAAUGCAGCUUAUCAAUCAAAAGCUGCAGAAUUGA
This is a messenger RNA of Penicillium paradoxum, 12684 nucleotides long. RefSeq names its product nonribosomal peptide synthase. NCBI's taxonomy places the organism in Eukaryota, Fungi, Ascomycota, Eurotiomycetes, Eurotiales, Aspergillaceae. Gene Ontology annotation, cellular component: cytoplasm. Gene Ontology annotation, molecular function: catalytic activity; phosphopantetheine binding. Gene Ontology annotation, biological process: secondary metabolite biosynthetic process; amino acid activation for nonribosomal peptide biosynthetic process. The record is from RefSeq and is a predicted model, not a curated record. Bases 1 to 12684 code for a protein of 4227 amino acids. The transcript is spliced from 5 exons.